GGCAGGAACUUCAAAAAUCAACAUGGCCGCUCUUGGCAGUGGAUUGGCGUAUUUCUUUUUGCCUGCUUACGCGGCUAUUUCUCUCGUCAUAUACUACUUGUCUCUGCGCCGAAAAAAAUCUGAGAAGAAGAAUGGUAAAGCUAAGAAUGUGCUGCUGGUGACAGCCCAUCCAGACGAUGAAUGUAUGUUCUUUUCGCCCACAAUUUUGCAACUGACGAAGGAACCACAUACAGAGUUGCAUCUUUUGUGUUUGUCAACAGGAAAUUAUAACAACCUUGGAGCUGUCAGAGAGAAGGAAUUGAUAGCUAGCUGCAAUAUCCUGGGAAUAGCCAAGUCAGACAAUAUCACUUUGCUAAACGAUGAGAAAUUGCAGGACAACCCUGAUGUCUUUUGGGACUUGGAUGUCGCUGGAGAGCAGAUCCUGAAACAGGUUAAGAAGUAUGACAUCAGUGCGAUCUUCACUUUUGAUGGUGCAGGUGUCUCUGGCCACAAGAACCAUAUAUCAUGCUACACAGCUGUCAGAACCCUCAUGGAGUCUCAUAAGCUACCCAAAGGCAUCAAGUUGUACUUCCUUCAGAGUGUCUCCAUCCUCAGGAAGUACCUGUCUUUCCUUGAUCUACCCUUCAGCAUGCUGCUUCAGAGGCACAUGUUCCUGGCUGGACCGAGAGAUAUUUGGACGGCUCAGCAAGCAAUGCGAGCCCAUGCUAGCCAGUUUGUGUGGUUCCGUGUUCUCUACGUCGUCUUCUCUCGCUUCAUGAUGAUCAAUGGAUAUCACAAGAAGAGUGUGCAUUAGUGGCUGGAAUAUUCACAUUGGCAAAACCGUGUCCGCAGAGCUGGAAACUUGUGUGAAACAUGUUCAGUACUUAAUAGAUUAACAGUGUCUUAGGGGUGCUUUCGGAAUACAAUAUUCCAACCCUUCCCCUCUGAAACCAUCCAAAUCUAGCACCUUGGACCAAUUUCAUAGAACUGAUUAGCACAGAAUGUUGCUAAGCCUGGUUUGUACUUUCAUUAACUUUCACCUCUGUGACCAGGGUUUGAUUCCUACCCAGGCUACCAAUACGGUUUUUGUAGUCCCUGACUGAGGUUUCCUCAGAAUAUAUUUUCCUGAGGUUUCCUUUGACCUCUAAAGCAACAUUUCUUCAUCGUCUUCUCUCUGCCGGUCAGUUAGUACUUUUAAGCUUACUGUGCUAUUAAUAAUAGACCUAUAGCCGUGUUUCCAUUAAGACUUUUUGGAAAACUUACCACAACUUUCCUGUAGAAUAUAAAAUUAAAUCUAAUGGGAACAUUGGGUAAACUAACGUCCCUGUCAACUUACCGUGAUCGCGAUGUAAAACUAACAGGCCAAAAAGGGUCGCGGAAGAUUUCUGCGCAGCCACAGUUAGUUAGCAUGGGUGCAAAAAAGUCCAAUGGAAACAGUUCCCAUACAAUGUACAUGCAGAUUGACUGCAACCACGCUGAACAUACCAACCAGACUACUGCCUACAUAGAGAUUGAUAGCAGGUACGUGAAAAUGGUUGCAGAUUUGGCAGCAUUCGCCUGAUUUUGUCAUUGUUUUGUCAGAUUUUGCCGACUUGGUCAUGAUUUGUAAAGCGCAGGCAAUGUAAUCAGCUGGUCUUAUUAUUAGGUCUAACACGGCGAAUAAACAUUCCGUCACGGUUAAAAAAUGUCCACGUGGGAAUGCGUGGUAGAUUGACAUGAAGGAAUGUCGCAGCAAGUUUCCGCAUGCCCGCCGAAGAAAACGUCCAAUGAGAACACAGCAUAAGACAUAAUGAUGUCACACUCUGUUUACUUGUAUGCUUUCCAAUGGCAGUGAGAUGGGACUCAAUACGCAGAGCCCCGCAUUGAAAAGUGUACACAAAAAUAAAAUUAUGUUUAAGGUCCAUUCAGUUUCAUUACCAGGGACGGAACAGCAAAAUUAGACUGGCUCUCUGGUCUCUUUUGCUCAGCGCAGAAAUCUGCCAAUUUGUCAAGCGACAUUUUGUGCUUGGUGGCUCUGUGCAAUUGGGCCCAGCAUUUCUCUGCUACAUUUGGGUGGAUUUGGGAAUGCCCACCUAAGCCACUUUUAUUGUGCAUUUAACAAUUCACUGCUCUGACAUGGGACAUGAUGUUUUUAACACCCAAGGGACUGAGAGCACCAAGGCAAAAUCGAGGGAGCUGUACGUCACCAAUGGUGUUAAAACAUCACAUACCAUAUCACACCUGUAAAUAAUUGUUUUAUCAUACCUCUGUGUUGAAUUCUUUGAAAUGCUCAAAUUUUUGAUCUCAAAUUCAAUUGAAAUGAGUAAUUCAGUCCGUUGCUGCACAGAAAGUUGUACAACAGGUGCAGACUAGUUGCUUCACUGAUUAGUUCAGUUGUGUUGGUCACACGUCUUGCUUUAAUUGCAAUAUAUUUAUAUCUUGAAAACCAUUAUGGGAGGAAAAUCUGCAUAUGCCCUGAAGCUUGUGCAAACAACCUUCAAACAAUCGUUAACCUUUGACAAAAACUUUCACUGUUCCGACAACUGAUCGCAUUGCAUACCAGUUUACUGCUCCUUCAAGAGUUUACUAUUACUACCUGUGUAGUCACCAGUGAAAGUAACAGAGGUACCAAGGAAUAGGCGUCCCUGUUCAACGUCCCCAGAUUAUGGUUUUAACUGUGUGUGUGGGGGGGGAGGACUAGUCUCUGAUGUCACUAUUGUACAUCACCGAUGUGUGAUUUGUGACAGUGAGGGUGACAUGCAUUUUUAUUGCCCAGUCACGAUUGCCCUGGACCAGUGAAAAUGUAGUAUUCAAGACAGAGUUAUAACAAUGGCUUUUAAAGCCCAUAAACACAUAAGAUGUGACAUUUAGUAGAUUGACCAUUCCAAGCAAAAUGCCUCCAAGUUAUAUGUUUUUUGUUGGCCAAAAUGGAUGAAUUAUUGACAUCUUUCAGCAAAAUACUCCAGUAAAUGUAGCUGUAUUUUUGCUCUUAGGUGGGCACAAGAAAACUAAUGUAAAGUUUGUUUGAAUAGCUUUGAUAAAUGUAGACUGAGAUGUAUACCAUUCACUCCAAGUGUUGCUUUGCCAAUGGAAUGCUGUUUAUUUUUUUGUCUGUUUGUCGGAUGUAGCUUAAUGGUGCCAUUUAGUGGGAUUCAUUUAUUAGCCUCAUUUUCUUGCUGUGGCAUUUUAUUAAGUAACAUUUAUAUGUAAAUUUUCUGCCACAAAGGGGGACUUUUCUAAUUAUGUUUGUGUGUCUCAUAGUUUAUUUUGAAAUACAAUUUACAAUCACAUAUGUCAUAAAUGAUAUUUUUUCCUGUGGUUUGGUGCUGACUUUUAAGUUGAUUGAUUCAGUUGUUAAGACAGUGUAGUUGAUUUUGUCUUCACGUUAAAGAGUGUAGGGAGUUGCAUGGAUGUGUUUAAAUAUGCAGAAUAUGAACUCUUUUUCAAAACUCGGCUUUAUCUUUGACUUGUAUUCAUCUCUGGCUCCA
Molecule: messenger RNA, 3446 nt
Organism: Acanthaster planci (crown-of-thorns starfish)
Lineage: Eukaryota; Metazoa; Echinodermata; Asteroidea; Valvatida; Acanthasteridae
Gene: pigl
Product: phosphatidylinositol glycan anchor biosynthesis class L
Cellular component (GO): endoplasmic reticulum
Molecular function (GO): N-acetylglucosaminylphosphatidylinositol deacetylase activity
Source: RefSeq, a predicted model, not a curated record